AUGACCGCCACCCUUGAACGAAGUCUCUCUCGCACAUCAAGUGUAUCCAUGCCUCUAUCACCCAUGAUCUCCUUUCGACAUGACGCCGCUACCCCUGUCUCUGAAUCCUCCAUUGCCCACCUGCACGAACGCCUCUCGGUUAUCGAUUCUCGCCUUCUCGAACUACGAUCAACCGUUCUGACCAAGGACGGCUAUGUCGAUAGACGCAACCGAGAAGAUGAGCAUAUACGUCGUGAAUUCGAAGCCAACCGGUCCAUCAGCAACAGAAUCGACUUGAAUGUGGUCGCUUUACGAACAGAUGUCGACCAGUUGAAGUCGGGUAUCCUGCAACUGAAAUCGAGUUUAGGGCAAGCCGGCAAUGAAACCGUCUUUCUUCGCAGCGAUGUCGAUCGACUCUCCAAGAACGUCGACCAGAUCCAGGCCGAUCUAGAACACAUGCAGACCGAUGUAUGUGGGUGUCGUAUGGAAAUAAGCAAACUGCACUCAACGAUCAGCCAACUUCGCACGGAUCUUAUCACCCUGCAGCACGAGACAUCGCGGCAUCUGAGCUCGGUGUUUGAGCGGUUUUCUCUGAUCGAAUCGCGCAUGAAGCAUUCCGAACGCGUUCGAUUUAACUCACUGGCUCACACCACUCAUGCUCCUAUUACUCCUGUUCCUGUUGUUGAAGAAGAUGGAUCUCUGCUUUGGCCGGAAUAUUUCCCCAGGACUGUGUGGAGGUUCUGGUGUUUGAAGAAACGCAGUCGGGUCAACCGCUUGGCACAACUUGCCGAAUUUUACCAACUUGGUGGAUAUGAAUACUGGGGCCGGAUGCAUCAGACCGAUGGCAUGUUUGCCAGCGACAGUGAAUCAAGCGAUUCAAGUGACUGUCCUUCGAGCCUGUCUCGUGUUGAAGCUGUCCGCCAGUUCCCUGAAGCUGCCCACCAGGCACUGGCCGCUACACUCGGCCUCGUUUACUACAAGAUCCGAAACGAGGUUGGAGAUAACCCUCUAUCCCCUAGUCAACGUCCCCCAAAGCGGCAACAGGAGGAGGUGGCUUCUGUCUCGUCUAGUUCGAAACAGAAGCCCGUUAAGAUGCCUCGGCGUCCUAACAACCUCUCUCCCACCGCUCUUCACCGGCUCUUUACUGGACCAUCUCUCGAAUCCAAAUCGUUGACGUCGGAAGAAUCCGACAAACUCGGUUGGAACGCGCAGUCCGAGGUCUCUGAUGACGCUAUGAGCAAGCUCCGCGGCAUCGUUUCAGAGGAAGUUGGCACGAUUCUCCGCGCUUUGGAACGCGGUCGACUGAAGAUGAAACCGAGCAGAUCUGAGCGCAUGGAGAUGAGCCCAACCGGUUCCACCGGCAGCUCUCGUGGCAAAGCCCCUGCCAAAGACGUUGAGGCAACUAUGGCCAGCACCGUGGCCACUGAGAUUGUUUCUCUUGCCGAGAAAAGGGCAAUGCAGAAGCUGGAGGAAGCUACCAUUCCGGAUACCGCCUCAGAAACCACCAGCGUGUCGCCAUGA
Molecule: messenger RNA, 1500 nt
Organism: Aspergillus puulaauensis
Lineage: Eukaryota; Fungi; Ascomycota; Eurotiomycetes; Eurotiales; Aspergillaceae
Exons: 2
Coding region: 1-1500 (499 amino acids)
Source: RefSeq, a predicted model, not a curated record